Messenger RNA from Lobosporangium transversale, 687 nucleotides. RefSeq lists its product as hypothetical. The transcript has 7 exons. NCBI's taxonomy places the organism in Eukaryota, Fungi, Mortierellomycota, Mortierellomycetes, Mortierellales, Mortierellaceae. Bases 1 to 687 code for a protein of 228 amino acids. The record is from RefSeq and is a predicted model, not a curated record.
AUGGAAGGUUCAAAGUUGGCACUUGAUGAGAUGCAGAGAUACAAUGUGCAACUCUCAAUGAUGGUGAAAGCACGAAAAGGGCUCAUAACAAGUGAUCCAUGGCGCAUUGGUCCAUGUAGCCCAUUCCAGCUUGCCGACAUGACAAAGAACAGAGAAUAUGGUUUGGACCCUAUUAAAUUAUGGUAUGGAUGUAUCUGUGUUGGCAACAGAGACAAUACCACACACGGACAGAGGAGAGAUACAUCAUUAAUUAUGAUCGUGAACCGAUCUGAAAAUAGCAAGGAUAAUGAAGAUCUCAUAAAUCGAUGGAAGGGGAAGCUGGUUGUUGUUGCUCAUGAAAUAGCAAGCAAUCAUGCAUCAGGGUUAGAUAGUUUAUACGACGAAGAGGUUGACUUCAAUUUAGACGACAUGGAUGAGUAUGAACAGUGGGAAGAAAACAUUGUGGAUGCUGCAGCAGACGUACAGGCAUACGAUGGGCCAGAGGAGCAGCGUUUGCUUCAAAAGCAGCUGGAUGAUGAGGCCCCAUUCCUUAGGGAUACUAUGCCUGAAGGCCGUCAUAUACCUGUCAUCGUCAAACAUAAUUUGAGGCAAUGUCGAGAACUCGCCCAGCGAAGCCCUGAUUUUUUUGUUGUGUUUGCUGUUGUGUUUGCUGCCGUGUUCUCUACUUUGAGGAUGCAAUCACAAUAA